AGCAGUAGACAUCUUUGUUAAGAAGAGUUCGACUUAACCCGACUAUCAGCAUUGAAAGUUCCCUCCUACAAACAGACUUGCAUUGGUAAGUUUAGUUCUUGUAGAUCAUUCAUUAGCUUAAGCGCGCUCAGUUUUUUUUGUCAAGAAAUAGUCAAUUUUAGUAGCGUGUGUGGUUUCCAGUUUUGUUGUUACCCUGGUUUUCCCGAAAGUGACGCAGAUGCACUCACAUCUUUAAGCGAUCAGACAUUUUGUCUACUCGAUAGCCUAGUAGUGUCUAUAAUAUAAAAACAUAAUCAAUUGAAAGCUUUAUCUAACUCAAAAUUAAGACUGCCUUUUUGUGUUGCUAUCGCAUAAAUAAAGUUACGCAACUAAUAGACUCAAAAGCACUUUACCUUCAUAAAAUAUAAAAUCUCCGAACUAAGUAAAAUGUUGCGAAAUAUAAUCUAGUAACUACAUAUCCAAGGUGCGCAAGCCGUAACACUCGCAUGCAGAUUGGGUUCCGAGUGAGUCAUUGAGCAAACAGUUGUAUUUCGGUUCCUUUGGCAGUAACUUUACAAGUCACCGAUUAUUUUAUAUCUAUGAUGAAAAAUUUUGCUGAAGGCUAUGUUGUUAAACAUACGGAUUUCAAAUAGAAGGCCAUUACGAAGUAUACCUCCCUCGGGUUGGUCUGUUUGUUUAGGAACAUAACGAGAAAUGAAUACAGAAUGAGCACUAACUAGACCUUUUUCACUUCUCGUUUUAAGAUAAGACCUUCUGUAGGGCGACUUGGCGAUAGUAUUGUUACACACCAUUUGCAUUGUAUUUAUCUUUCUUGUUAAGUUAAUUCUGCAACGAAACAGACCCACUUUAUGGAAGGAAAAAAGUUAAAAGAUACACAUAAUUGAACGGAUCUUUCUAAUUUCCCUCGGUGUAAGUUGUUUGCUAUUCCAAGUCUGCGUACGAAAUUAGCAUAAGCUUGAUGUAGUGAAGCAGCGAAUAGGUUAUAACGCGGACUGUAAUGUGUUCUUGUUCAAAAAGAACUGAGAAUGUACUCGCUAAAAAUUGCUUUAACAAUAAACUUAUUGUCAUCUCUUGUAUAUAAUGAUAUAAAACAACCUUAUCUACACUGGCUGGUUUUUUUGUUUAAAGAGAAGGAGCCUACAAGCAUUAUUUAAUUUUGCCUUGUUUGAUUUAGAGGAAAUGAGGUUCCAAACAAUCUUAUUUUUAAAUGAAUUUUGGUACAGAAGGGCUUUGAAUACUCUAGAGGUGGAUUCAAUUUGAUUCUUUCUUAACAGUUAACUGAACGUUUCCACGCCGGUGAUUUAUAAAUAUCACAAAAAAUAAGUAUCAUAGCACAUUUAGACUUCCCUACAAUUUGCAGAUUGUUUUUAUCUCUGCAACAAUUGACAUCGUUCUUAUCAUAAAAUAACUAUUUUAUUUCGCCGAUGAUGUUUUUUUAAUCUAACGGUGUGCGAGACCGAAGAGAGGCUAUAAUUCUACCGGUGUGGAACCUCGAUUUAACGAAAGGUCAAGGGACUGCGAAAAUCUAUUCGCUAUAACGAGGUUUCGUUAUAUCGAGGUUCUUUUCGAUAUAUUUUACUAUUACUGGGGCGAAGAGUAUCGUUCGUUAUAGAGAGGAGUUCGUUAUAGAGGAAAACUUAGUCCUAUCGUGGAAACUAAGGAUUCAUCAGCAAACCCACGCUUGUAUAAACUAAUGUUUGUAUACGUAACCUUGUAGAUGUAAAUAGGAGAUCUCUCUUUUGAAAGCUGGUCAACAGGCUGUCAUUAAAGGCUCAAACCGAGUCCGAUUUGUUCUUUUAAAGACUGUUUUUGAAGAAACUGUCCGUGAAGGUACAUUGAUCUGCAGGCGGAUUUUUUUUCGUUUAACUUAAAGCCCUGGGCUCUAUGAUAUCACCAGGAUAUUACAGUUUUCGUGGGUAAAUUCUGCGCUGAAGUCCUUACUUAGCGCUUUUUAACCCAUACAAAAUAUGUGAAGGUGGUGAUUUCAAACAAUUUCAGCAUGAAGCAGUAACCAAAAAAGUCGAGACUGUUGUGUCACUCGCAAUCUCGAAAUUUUUAAUUUCCACGCUUGCCCGAACUUCGGAAGCUAAAAUUUUGCAUCCUAACAGAAGACUGCAAAAUGCUCUACCUAUAAACGGCUCGACUUGCUCCAAACGGCGAUUUUAGCAAAAUUCUUAGGAGCGAAUGGGUUAAAGUGAAUUUCCCAAGCCUCGUGGGUUUCCUAGUAAGCAUUAUAGAUAUUAAUACCUUAUAAAAAAUGGCUUUUGAAGUCAAAACACCAAGUUUGCCUUUAUUAUUGAUGAAACAUUUUUCACUAAAAUGUCGUUGCUUUAUCCACGCACGGUAGUACAAGUGAAGCAACCCAGAAUUCGAAGAGAUGCGUGUAGCCAUUGACGCUGAGGUACCCAGAAACACGUGCGAACAAAUCGAUAUCCUAGUGGUGCGUGAUGCGUUACACGCUAAGUGCAUUUCGUUAAGUAACAAGUGGAGGGAUGAGUGUUCUACUUAGAUGACAAUCACCUGGCUAUUAAGAAUCAUGCAGGUUCUUAUGGCCCAUAAAUGCCGACAGAGUAUGGCAAGUUUCACUAUGACAAUUUGUUUCGGCUGUCUCUUUGACAACAGAACUGGAUUAUAAGUAGGUGAAGCAUGAUCGUCCGGAGUGAUCGUAGUCCUUGAAUAGAACUGGUGUUGACAGUGACUGACGUUUCGACAAUCUGUGCGGUACUCAUCUUCAGUGUCAAAGUGAGUUGCAUCACGUUAGUUGAUGGUAUUAAACUCUGUAUAAUUAGCGGUGAAAAAAACUAGUUUUUGCCAGGUAGAUUUAGCCUUAGGAGACACAAAUUGAACUGUAAUUAGUAUUCGUUUAAGAAUUUCUUGUUAGUUUUUCUAUCUGAUGUUUGAGUCUGUGAUACUUGAUAUCGUGAUAAACUGUUAGCCUGUGCUGUGCUUAGUCAAAACUUUGACGUCAUUAGACGAAAAAUGAGAGUUGAUAUAAAACAUGUGAUCGCACACCAACAAGGAACGUUGGUAUUUGAGGAGAAAAAUUGAAGCACCCUUUGACAGCAUGGAGAAACAUUAACAAACCCAACCCCUCAGUCAUUUGGCGUAGGGCUGCUUCCCAUUAUGCCAAUUUUUUUCCGAAAUUUCGAUCGAGAAAUGAAUGGAACGCUUCGGUUCGCUUGGAAAUUUUCCGGUGAAAGUGGUCCUCCUCCAAAGUUGGUCCUCUUUUACCGGUCGGUCAGUAUGAUAUUCUGCCACUUGAAUCAAAUUGUCGGCUUUAGUUAAGAGAUACGUAUGUUGUGGUUAGUUACGGCCACCUCGUUCCUACGGCCACUUUUUUUGGCUGCCUGGCAAAAACCGCCAUACAUUUUCUUGUAAAAACACCCUCGUUAAUACUGUCACCACGUUAAUACGGCCAAUUUUUUUUUUUGGUCUAUUGGUUGCCGUAUUAACGGGGUUACAUUGUAAAGAUAUCCGUAGUUCUGGUUUCAGUUUCAUCGCAACCAUUAGCAUAUAUGUUACAGGUCAAAAUAGCUAGUUCCAGGCGUUCAGAUAGUGGGGAGCGGUUCGACUUUUCAUCGCUUUCUUUACUUCGCACCGCUCUCCACUAUCGAACGCUUGGAACAGGCUAAGGUCAAAACUAAAUUCAGGUUAACUUUUUUUAGCCCAGCUAGGUUGAUUCUCUAUUUUCCUAGCCGUAAUUAUUCAUGAGUUAGGGCUAGGAAACAAAGGAAAUUGAGAAUCAACCUAGGUUAAUUUUGACCUGUGUCAUAUACAUUACCCCGCUGUCCAAAAUCAAACCAAGACAAAAAUUUAACCAAGCAUAAAUCUGAUCCAAGGAAAUAACUAUGACAACCUGUUUUAGAGCCCAGUGGGUAUCAAAUGGUUUCUGGAAAGAACUGUUUUAGCCUAUGCGAAAUAAUCUGUAGUUACAACACUAAUUUUUUGUAAUGAUUAAAUAGACCCUUACAAGGUUCUUCAAUCUACUAUUGACACUGAGAUUAGUUUGCAUAAAUCCAUUGACACGCCGCUGAAAAGAACGCCUUAAAAUCAUUAAAUUAAGGUUAUUCAUCCGCAUGCGCACAGUGACUGUAUGAUGAACUAUAUGGUAGGCGCCAAAUUUAUGCCUCCAACAUACAAAGACUUUGGAGAGCUUUAUCUUCGCUCUCUUUUGAGAUACAGUCAAACCACGCUUUACGGACACCUGCUAAAUACGGACACCUCAUUAUUACGGACAGUCUGCUUUGUCCAUGAAGAAAGAGACUGCACUUUGAUUUUCUCUACUUGAAAUUCAACCCGCUUAAGGUGACAGAACACAGUUUUACGGCGGUCAGCGGUAACUCGCGUGACGGCGCGUGUUUUAAAUUAGACAAACAAACAUGGCGGCGAAAAAAGCAAUGGGACAGAGAAGACAACUUCUCAAAAUCUACUUAUUAAAAUUUUGUGAUAUUUGGCAGAAUUUUUACUUUUAUCGUAUAGUAAGUAAUGAGAACUUUAAAAUGGAAGUUGAACAGACGAUUUUUGUGAGACAUUUGAUAAUUACAGUACAAUUAUAUUAUUGAUUAUCUAAAAAUCCGUCUGUUAAAAUUUGGUCAAAUACGUUUCAAAUGGUAAUGAUUAAUUAUAUUGAGCUGUGUGCAAGUUUAUAGGAAAAUCUAAUGAGCAAAUUUUAUGUAAACUGAGCAAAAGUGAAAUGUUAAUGUUGUAUUUAAUCGUUCAUGUUUCCAUGCAAACUACGAAAAUGACAAAUUUUACCUUUCAAUCAAAAUCUUUCAUCAGUAUAUCUUUCCCUUGAAAAGUUUCAGCCUGUGAGCUGCAACCCUUCUCUUGCCAUGAUUUGCCAAAUGACAUAUACUCACAAACUGUCAAAACUGUGUUCAGCCACGUUAAUACGACACCCCGUGAAUAGGGACACUUUCUAAGGCCUCUUUAGUGUUGGGGUUUGACUUUAUCACGUUCAGACCUAGCAAGUUUUACAGUUUUAAGGCGUUUUUUCCGGCAGUGUCGAUAGAUAUCGAAAAAAUCGUAAAAUCAGGUCUAUUUUACAUGCUGCUCAAACCGUGUAAAAAUAAUUAAUGCCUUUAUCGCGAGUUACCAGGCUAUGGAAUAAUCGAGAGUGAAGUAAUUAUCUUCGUACAUUCUAUUCGCUAUAUGGCGCUAACAAUGUUCUCUUCUUCGAAAGAAUAUUCUUUCCGUAACUCAAUAGUACAACCUGCAAAGUAUGGAGUUUUUGGUCGUUGAUUUACUUUUAUCAGUUGCGUGAAGAAGUUAGUUAAGACCAUCAUUAGUGCAAGCAACUAUUAUCCCAUUUGCUAAGUUUACUUUGUUGUGUUUGGGUAGAGACGUAACAACACGAAUAGUGGACGCAAAAUUUGUUCCCUGUAAUCCACUUUAACUGGAAAUCGCCCGAUAAAACAACUAACGGUUCUUGCUCGAAAACUUAUGAUGUCUUAUAAUUAAUAUCAAAAACGUUUUACUGGGGAUGUUUCAACAGUUUCUUUUUUAUUAUACGCCCAACUCAUAGUCUAAUUAACGACAAAAAUUCAAAAGUUUGCUUUCCCUCCCUCUCAUUGACAAUAAUCUUCGCAGUAAGUAAGAUGAUAGUGUCAAAAGUUCACUUUUGUUAAAAGGAAAAAGGUCACGUUCACCGCCUUUAAGGAACACCAUGUAGCACCUGUUUUUAACUUAAAUUGCCAUAAUCAUCAUUGUUAUUUCUCGCUUAAAGGCAGCAAUAAUGUCACAACCUUAAUCAUUCCUUUGUUCUAAAAGAACUGCAGCAAAGUUAUGAACACCCUUUUUGUUCUUGAAUAUAAAGUUAUUGGUCUAACAGAAGCAAAAAAGUUAAUCAUUCCUUGUUGAAAAAUGAAUUUCUCAUGAACCAUCGUUUCAAUUUGAAGCGACAAUUUUUUUAACAACAACUUCAAUCCAAUGUCGCUGACAGUUAGUACUCCCCUAGUCGCAACCAAUUACAGAAUAUAUAAUGUAAACAGUGGACCGUUUAUUCCAAAAUAUUAUUCUUUGCUUCCCAGUCAACUGGAAUAAAACAAAAAAUAUAUCCCUGUUUUGGAAAGAUUGCUAAGAUUGCUAUGGUUGCCGUAUUUACAGGGCUACAUUGUGAAGAUAUCCUUAGUUCUGGUUUCAGUUUCAUUUCAUUUCCUUUGUCUCCUAGCCGUAAUUAUUCAUGAGUUAGGGCUUGGAGACAAAAGAAAUUGAGAAUCAACCAAGGUUAAUUUUGACCUGUGUCAUAUACAUUACCCCGCUGUCCAAAAUCAGACCAAGACAAAAAUUAAAUCAACCAUUAGCAUAUAUGUUACAGGUCAAAAUAACCUGUUCCAGGCGUUCAGAUAGUGGGGAGCGGUUCGACUUUUCAUCACUUUCUUUACUUCGCACCGCUCUCCACUAUCUAAACGCUUGAAACAAGCUAAGGUCAAAAUAAAACCAGGUUAACUUUUUUUAACCUAGGUUGAUUCUCUAUUUCCAUUGUCUCCUAACCCUAAUUAUUCAUGAGUUAGGGCUAGGGGACGAAGGAAACUGAUAAUCAAUCUAGGUUAAUUUUGACCUGUGCCAUAUAGAUUACCCCGCUGUCCAAAAUCAAACCAAGACAAAAAUUAAACAAGCAUAAAUCUGAUCCAAGGAAAUAACAAUGACAACCUGUACCCAAUGGGUAUCAAAUAGUUUCUCGAAAGAACUAUUUUAGCCUUUGCGAAAUAAUCUGUCAGAGUAACAACACUAAUUUUUUUCUGUAAGGAUUAAAUAGACCCUUGCAAGGUUCUUCAAUCUACUUUUGACACUGAGAUUAGUUUGCAUAAAUCCAUUGACACGCCGCUGAAAAGAACGCCUUAAAAUCAUUAAAUUAAGGUUAUUCAUCUGCAUGCGCACAGUGACUGUAUGAUGAACUAUAUGGUAGGCGCCAAGUUUAUGCCUCCAACAUACAAAGACUUUGGAGAGCUUUAUCUUCGCUCUCUUUUGAGAUACAGUCAAACCACGCUUUACGGACACCUGCUAAAUACGGACACCUCAUUAUUACGGACAGUCUGCUUUGUCCAUGAAGAAAGAGACUGCACUUUGAUUUUCUCUACUUGAAAUUCAACCCGCUUAAGGUGACAGAACACAGUUUUACGGCGGUCAGCGGUAACUCGCGUGACGGCGCGUGUUUUAAAUUAGACAAACAAACAUGGCGGCGAAAAAAGCAAUGGGACAGAGAAGACAACUUCUCAAAAUCUACUUAUUAAAAUUUUGUGAUAUUUGGCCGAAUUUUUACUUUUAUCGUAUAGUAAGUAAUGAGAACUUUAAAAUGGAAGUUGAACAGACGAUUUUUGUGAGACAUUUGAUAAUUACAGUACAAUUAUAUUAUUGAUUAUCUAAAAAUCCGUCUGUUAAAAUUUGGUCAAAUACGUUUCAAAUGGUAAUGAUUAAUUAUAUUGAGCUGUGUGCAAGUUUAUAGGAAAAUCUAAUGAGCAAAUUUUAUGUAAACUGAGCAAAAGUGAAAUGUUAAUGUUGUAUUCAAUCGUUCAUGUUUCCAUGCAAACUACGAAAAUGACAAAUUUUACCUUUCAGUCAAAAUCUUUCAUCAGUAUAUCUUUCCCUUGAAAAGUUUCAGCCUGUGAGCUGCAACCCUUCUCUUGCCAUGAUUUGCCAAAUGACAUAUACUCAAAAACUGUCAAAACUGUGUUCAGCCACGUUAAUACGACACCCCGUGAAUAGGGACACUUUCUAAGGCCUCUUCAGUGUUGGGGUUUGACUUUAUCACGUUCAGACCUAGCAAGUUUUACAGUUUUAAGGCGUUUUUUCCGGCAGUGUCGAUAGAUAUCGAAAAAAUCGUAAAAUCAGGUCUAUUUUACAUGCUGCUCAAACCGUGUAAAAAUAAUUAAUGCCUUUAUCGCGAGUUACCAGGCUAUGGAAUAAUCGAGAGUGAAGUAAUUAUCUUCGUACAUUCUAUUCGCUAUAUGGCGCUAACAAUGUUCUCUUCUUCGAAAGAAUAUUCUUUCCGUAACUCAGUAGUACAACCUGCAAAGUAUGGAGUUUUUGGUCGUUGAUUUACUUUUAUCAGUUGCGUGAAGAAGUUAGUUAAGACCAUCAUUAGUGCAAGCAACUAUUAUCCCAUUUGCUAAGUUUACUUUGUUGUGUUUGGGUAGAGACGUAACAACACGAAUAGUGGACGCAAAAUUUGUUCCCUGUAAUCCACUUUAACUGGAAAUCGCCCGAUAAAACAACUAACGGUUCUUGCUCGAAAACUUAUGAUGUCUUAUAAUUAAUAUCAAAAACGUUUUACUGGGGACGUUUCAACAGUUUCUUUUUCAUUAUACGCCCAACUCAUAGUCUAAUUAACGACAAAAAUUCGAAAGUUUGCUUUCCCUCCCACUCAUUGACAAUAAUCUUCGCAGUAAGUAAGAUGAUAGUGUCAAAAGUUCACUUUUGUUAAAAGGAAAAAGGUCACGUUCACCGCCUUUAAGGAACACCAUGUAGCACCUGUUUUUAACUUAAAUUGCCAUAAUCAUCAUUGUUAUUUCUCGCUUAAAGGCAGCAAUAAUGUCACAACCUUAAUCAUUCCUUUGUUCUAAAAGAACUGCAGCAAAGUUAUGAACACCCUUUUUGUUCUUGAAUAUAAAGUUAUUGGUCUAACAGAAGCAAAAAAGUUAAUCAUCCCUUGUUGAAAAAUGAAUUUCUCAUGAACCAUCUUUUCAAUUUGAAGCGACAAUUUUUUUAACAACAACUUCAAUCCAAUGUCGCUGACAGUUAGUACUCCACUAGGCGCAACCAAUUACAGAAUAUAUAAUGUAAACAGUGGACUGUUUAUUCAAAAAUAUUAUUCUUUGCUUCCCAGUCAACUGGAAUAAAACAAAAAAUAUAUCCCUGUUUUGGAAAGAUUGCUAAUGGUUAAUUCAAAAGAGGAGGCUUUUGCGUAAAACGUGAAAGCUUUUAUGAUACACAGCUCGUUAAAAUUGAUGAGCAGCUUAAGCGCUCAAUACUACAACCUGUCACAAUUUGGCUUAGCUCCCGGCAUGUUAAUUGAGCGAGAGGAACACAAAAAUAUGUUAAUUUAGGUUAUAUUCCCCUGGUGCAAAGUUUCAAGCAUCAAUUUCUUUGUUCAUAGGGAAAAUCUCAAGUGUUUUCGUGGUUAUAGAAAUUUUGUCCUGAUUCAAGGCUCUGAAAUUUCGAACUUAGGUAUGUACGUUAUUGUUUAAAAUUCUUACGUAUAUACUAUUAAGAGUAUGAUACUGACAUAACCACACGUUGGCUAAUUCUAGCUUGCUCUCUCUGCGGCAAUCUUCUGAAUGUUUCGCAACCCAGUGGGUCAAUAAUACCGAAGCAUGCUGUUAAACAGUUCACAGUUAAACGAAAAAUUUUGGACUCUCAUAGUAUUCUUAACUUUAAGUUUAAGGUAACCGUCAACAACCAUCAACAUCAAGCGAAGAAAAUUUUGUGAAUGCCAUGCACAUUAAUUGACCAGAAAGUGGGCCGCCCUUGGGCUUUUGGACACAAAACAGUCAUUCAUCCCUAAAUCGGUCGAAAAACAUUACACUAAAAGAAAAAACCGUCUUCAAACUAAUAAAACACCUAUACAAACGCAUCAAAGAUUCCUUCACACACCUAUAAGAAUAAAUUAUACCGAAGGAUUUAGUUAUCAGUGUUUUUAGGGUUAAAAAGCAAGUCGAUUUUUAUUUCGAUUUUCGCCGCCUCUAGCCAAAAACUCUGACCAACCCAACAAUGUUUUCUAGACCGUUAUUUUAGAGCAUUCUCGAAAUGCGGAAAUGUUCGCGCGCGCCUGUAUUUCCGUUUCAUUUCAGUACAACCAACCCCAGUCUCGGAAAGGACUGAGUAACUUCUCAUCCAUCUUAGUUCAUUAAAAGUAUUAAACUUCAGGCAGUCACUAAUUGAGAACUUCCUCUUUAUGUUCGUACUGCCUUUCUUGUUUCUUUAUUUUUUUUUGGCCAUUAAAAAAGCAAUGACUUAUUCACCAGAUAAAUGGCAUAAUUGAAGAGAACGUUCUAAAAACGGCAAGAAUAAAUUGAGUUCUUUGAACAGAUAUUUAUGCCAGUUUGUCAAUUCGCCAGUCUUAAUGUCACUUCCUCUCUUGGUAAAUGGCCCGAUGAUUUGAAUACGCUUAAACGCCGGGCAAAAAUCUUUUAGGAGCUUCAAGGAAAGUUUGUCUAGCAUACUUAAUGCAAGAGAGUUAUCAUUAAAAUGGUCGGACGUUUGAAUUUAAGCGACAGACGCAUAUAACAACCUUCUGCAGCAAUUAAAACCAAAUGGAAACGCAGAAAGUUCUAUUAAGUAGCUCUCAUUUGCAUGGUCGCACUUUAGAAUGUCAGCCACAUAUCCAAAGGAAGAGCCAUUUUAUUUGUACUACACGACUAAAGAAUACUUCAGAAAAUACUGCUCAAUAACUUUUAUUUCAAUGUGGUUUCUCUGAACUCUUCGCGCCACAAAAUCUAAAGUUUAAACCAUCUUCAGUGUUAAUGCAGCAUAAAAUAAAGUUUACAAUUUGUAAGUUUGAUGCGCCUAAUUACAGACCCUUUUAUUGGGUCAAUUAAUAGCCGUGAGAUGAAGGACGGCGUGGGAAUCCUACAAUCACGAGGUCUUUGUGAUUUUAGGUCUUUGUUGGUCAGUUCAGUUUUGUUAAUACAGUCAUACGAAAAUAGUUUCAAACCUUUUGCGCGUGCCAUAGUUAUGACGCCCGCGCUUAGACAGGUGCCUCGGGCGUUUAUUUGACCAGGGUGGAUCAAUGUCAUCAAUGUCAAAAUGUCUACGUUUACGUCAUUAGGUAUUGUUACAUCUUUUCAAAAUAUGAAGCUUUGCACAAUAGUAUUCUUGGUUUGCAAUCACGUGACAAGACCGCCGUGUUUGUGGCCAAUACAAUGAUUUUUUUCUCGAAAACGUUACAUGAAAAUACAGUUUAGCGGAGAGAAAUGCUAUUUUUCUAGACCACCCACAUGAACUUAAGCAAAGGCGUUUUUGAGCGACGCGUGUUAACCCGAAGUGGACUAUUUGCAUGUUUGGGCAAUGGUUUUGGCCAAAUAUAUUGGAAAAUCGUCUCUAUAAGAGUAAGGACUCUUAGUAAUACACAUUUUAUUAGUGUGAAAACUUAUCAAAAGGAAAGAUUCCUUACUUCCGGGUUGACGUUCGUCGCUGAAAAACGCCUUUUCUUAAACAGUUGUUAAAUAGUUAAAUAGUUGUUCGAACUGAAAGGCUAUACGAUAUUUUUGAAAGCAGGAAGAAGAUGGUCUUUGAUUUCACCUUGUCUAUUUCCUUCCUUAUGCAGGCUUCCAAUUAUGAAUAAACAUUUAUUGACCUAAUUGAACUUGGCCUUAAAAAGGCUAUGUCACGCCAUUUGCUAUCUAUUAAAAAAGCGAAAUAUUUUUUGUGGCAUCAAUUGAACUUCAAAAAUAUUGGUCCAGUUUUGUUAUCGAAGACUAUAUUUAGGCACCAACCCAUUCGAGUUCAUUGAUAACUCUAGGUCGUCUAGAUUCAAGUUCAUUCCUGGUCGAAAUUUCAAUUCGACUAGGAAUUAGAUAGAGGAAGAAACACUUUGUGAAUGUGCUACCUCCUAAUCAUUAUUUUAUUUAUUUAUUAUUUAUUCAAAAUAUUUUGCCUUUUCCCCCGAUAAAUUCUUCAUAACCAGCUGGCGCUGAUCAUAUUUGGAAGAAGCGAGCAAUACAGUACAGUAAAACCCCGUGUAUAAGAACCUGGGUUUUAAGAAGCCGUUAGGCUAAAAUUUUCAUUUUAAGCCCUCUCAACAUAAGAAUCUUUUAUGCUCCAUGUUCCUUUAGAUAGCAUUAUUGAGUCAGUUAUUGCUGUUGGUGGAGUCUUGCUUUGGGUGAGCUCUGUUUGCUGGAAUACCCAAUAAUGACAAUUCCAGUUUGGGAUAAAUUUGGCCACAAGAGUGGCCGUUUAUUUCAUUUAAGCAUAUCAAACUAGGAAAGUCCAGAUCCACAAGAAGAUUUAUCCCAGCAAAGGAAAUGUUUUCCAACUUUCUUGUUGCAGUGAGCAGAGAGGCCUUGUGCCUCGCUUUUAUGUCUUAAAAACACGAUAUAUAAUGUCCCGGAUGGCAGGAACGCCCCCUCCCCAGUAACUGGAGAGAUGACACAUUAAUCAGUCACAUUAAGCAUAAAACCAUUUAUUUCUUUCAGGAAUAAAUUUCCUUUAAGGUUAAAAUUAAAAGUUAGGUUAAGUUACGUUCUUAUCAGUGGAACUAGUUAUGAAUGUACUGUAUUUGUCCCAAGGUUUCCUUGGUAUCAACUUUGAAAUGGUAUUUCAGACUAUGAGUUUGUUUGCUACGUUUUGUUAAGGACAUACCUGCACUGUACUGCCUUUAGGCAUUGCUGUUUGGUAUAAAUGAUUUAUAUUGUAUUAUGAGAUGAUAUUUAUAAUAUAUUUAAAUGAAAUUCAUAUGAAAAUAUAAGAACCUAUUUUAAGAACCUUGGUACUCUAAAUUUGCUUUAAGUACCAUUUAUAUAAGAACCUGUUAACGCUAAAUUAAAAAAUCCAGGUUCAUAUACGUGGGGUUUUACUGUACCAAUCAAUAAACCAUGUAUAAAUGGUAAAAAAUAGCAACCUCGAAGUUCGGUUCGAUUGUAUAUUUGCUUGGAAACAAGGGUGAUCGAUAGUAUACUUGCCUGGAAAAGAGGCUAUUUGGCAACAGUGAACUAAAAAAUUGGCGUUCACAGCUAUCCGAAGACGAAAUAGCUGAGUUUCUGGCUAAAACUGAACAGAAGAGAUGAUGAAAAACGCAAAACAUAUUGCUGGAUGGAUGCUGGAGUAUCUGCGAGGAAAAAACAUCUUUUUAUAUCCAGAAACCAAUGAUAUCGCUAUCCGGGGGCGUAGCUAUACCUGUACACCAGUACUCAUACGCGUAACUGAAAAUAUGUCGAAGAUAACUUGAGAAACAAAAACAAACAAAUCUUGUUUGCAUUGUAAAGGAAAAGAGAUGAAAUUUACUGAAAGAACCAGGAUUUGGUACCUCCUAAACUCUUUCUUCUAUCACGUAGUCAGUUAAAUGUAUAGUUAGUAGACACGCUUCCCUAUAUAAAAGAGACUCCAAUUAAUCGUGAUCUUAUACUGCGGCCGUGUUACUGUAAACUGUUUUGGAAAAAAAGUUCAUGUGACAAGUACACCAGGACAAUCGUCCCUAUCUUGCCUAGUCCCUAGGCCUCAUGAAAAUGCAUUAACCGAGAAGGCCUGGAAAAACGCCUUACAGGGACUAGCUAGGCACGACCCUAUCUAGAUGUGACAAAAUUAUUUCUCUCAUGUAACAUCUUUGGACCAAACCUUCCCGAAUAUGACAUGAUUUUUACAAGGUCAUGGGGGCUUCUUGUUUGUAUUUUAAAACCAAACCAACUAUCUCAGCUAUAACCACGAUUCUCAAAAUUUAACGUUUUAUACAGUCAAACCCCGUUAAAAGUCCAGUUUCGAAUUAAAAAUUACCGCUGAAUACAAACGUUAACAAAAUAUAACUAGCAAUAGUUCUCACUCACAUCUGCCCCUGCCUUAGAUAUGACGUUUAUUUUGCAAUAAGUCUGCUAACGGUCAACACGUAAUCUCCUUACUUCUAUGGUCUUAGGUUAUGACAUUUCAAAACUUCGCAAAAACGUUAUAAUGAUUAGUAUUAAGCAACUGAUAAUAGUGAUUAGGGACAAGCACUGACUUGAAAUGGUUAGCUUUCAUUUACUGUUCUGAGGUUUGUCAUGUCAAUAUGUUAAACGAAAACCUAACUUGCAGUCGAAUCUACUGUGGUGUAGUGGUGUAGGUGAUGGUUUCGAUUCUUCGGACCGCGGGUUCGGCCUUGAACCCGCUUAUACCACAUUCAAUCUCCAUUUUUUUCUCAAAAAAAUUAAAGGGAUUUUGAAAAAGAUUAGUAGUAGAAAUUUGAAGAGACAUAAAAAUUUCAUGGAAGUGUAGCAAAGAGGGGAAGGUGGUUUUGGAGGAUGGAAUCUAAGUGCUGACCGGUCAACGACGUGUUUCCAGAAUUUCCCAAUACCACCUUGCGCGCUUGCUUACCAGAAUUACCCAAGACCGCCUUGCGCACAUGCUGAAAAAUUAACCGGGACCAGUUUGCGCGUCUAGUUUCUUCAAAUCGAGAAGAUUUCGCAUAUAACCAAUGCAACAAAAAAAACGAUACUUCUCUAGGCGGGAGAACUUAGGGUGCCUCCUCGGGUUCCGGCCGGGGCAAUUAGUUCUAAUGAGGCCUUAAGCUGCUUAAGCUGCUGCUAAAAAUGUAGUCCAAGCUUUCGCUUUGAUCCCUGACAAUCCGUUGAUCGGCGAAAGGUUGGAUAAGGGAUUACAUUUAUGUUUUUUAAAAACAGCAGUUUAAGGCCUUUCAUCAGUCAUGCUGCUGAAGGGCAACAUGGACAGAUUAUAAAAGAUUAACGACACAUUCAUACAGGGUUAACCUCGACAUAAAGUAAAAUAUUCACAAUUUCCGGCAAGUAAGUGUUUAAAAUGUGAAAAUACACAAUAGACACAGGCUAAGCCUGUAAAAAAUGCGUCUUCACUUUUUUUAUUCAGCGGUCAGAGCGAACUCAAAACUGGACUUAUUGGACACUGAAGGGGCAAUAGAAAGUGUCCUUAUUAAGGUGGCACAACCCAGUACUUUGUAGGCACACCCUCCACCUUUGAAUCUCUUAUACUUAAACAAAUUUAUCUUCAUUGUAAAACCAUUAUAACAAGUAUAUUACACAUAGACUAAACUUUAUUUCGAUAAUAUUUUUUGAGCGAUCAGAAUAAAUAUCACGUGAAAAUGACGUCACAAUAGUUUUAAUUCCACAUCGAAUUGCAGUCCUAAAAAAAGUCCCAAUAGACGUGUUAUGAUGGUUUUACAAUAAAGAUAAAUUUGUUCAAGUCUAAGGUCUAAGGCCUUGGAGUCAUGUAAGAAUUGUAAUAUAUCGAACGUGGGCUGUUAGCAUGUAGGUUGAACAAAGGAAUGAAUAACUCGAAUACGACUGUUAACGCAGAAGGUGGAAUGGUCAAGUGUUACAUUGACUUACUUACGAGAUACGACAUUAUUCAAACAUGUAUAGAAAAUAUAUAUUUGCAUUGGCUCCAAAUCACGCCUACGUUUCAUAUAUCUUGGCGCAAUUUUGGACUUUCAAGGGUGUUGAAACGUUUAAGGUCAAUUACGACUCUUGCAAAUCCUCUCUUGAAACUUUGGCAUCUUUUUGUGUUUUUACAUGCCCGAUAAAUUUAAAGGUUCUGCUUUCAAUAAACCGCUUUUCAAAUUUGUUUGUAUAAAUAAUGUAUGGUUGAAUUAGUAUCUUUCAUUCAUUUUUAUCAUAAUAGUUCAACCAGAAAAAUGACACUGACAUAGAAAGCGAAAAGCUGAGUAGCUUUCUAUUUGAAUGGCCACUUUUCAGACUUAAAAGUAAAGGCCGGCUGAAGCAAGGGUUUAGCCGUGUAUGACAGCAUCAAAGCUACUUCAAACUGAACGUAUAAUUUAAAUGGCAAAACGAAGAUAAUUUAUCAGAACAAACAUGUUUUUUUUUUUGGCUUUUUUGUAAAAUUAGGUCCUUUCUGUUAACAAAGCAUUUCUUUUUAGUAAACCAUAACUCUAAAUGGAAUGAAAAGAAACAGUAUAGUUAUCGAGGUUCCUAUUGAGUAACACCCGACCUAAAUGAUCGCCGGGACGUCUCGCUUGUAUCAUCAGUAAAUUAAAACAAUCCAAAUUGUGUACGUUGAAGGCAUUUGUUGACAAAUGUUAUAAAAAUCAAUUUUUGCCCGGUUCUCAAAAGUUAUUGCUUCGCAAACAAAUUUCCGGUAAAUUCGAUUAUUUUCAAGGUAUUUUAAAAUUAGAAAUAAUAAAUUGACGAUCAUUUCAAUGACUAAAAUUUGAAGAAUUUGCCGCCCUGGUUUAAAAAAAUAGGCGAAAUACAUUCUAUGAAUCGAUAUGAAAUUCACUAGGAGGUUAUUUCCUUUGCGUGAUUAAGUUACUGUUCAUAAUAAGGAACCAGUGUUUAUAUCUUGAAGAUAACAUGUACUAUUUGGCUAAAUAUUUUAUGUGUUUACGCGAAAGCCAUUUUCGAAGAGAGUAUGCAAAACGUCGCAAUAACUGUGUGAGUACGCUAACCAACAGUUUUCUUUGUUUAAAAUUUUAUUUCUGAAUGGUGGAAGGGACGUUGUUAUGGUAAUUGCCCUGAUGUAGAUAUAACAAAGUAAAUAAUCAAAAUAUUAACUGACAACUACACGCGAAUGGGUCUUCGAAUUGACUUUCUAAAGCUGAACGAGUUAAGAUAGUCCUUCUUCAGUCCAGCCGGUCUGCGAAAGCGAGCCUUUAAAUAUGUAAGGAAGAGUUUUAUUAUCUGUGUUCUAUUUUUCAAAUUCGCACAUUUCAAAUCAAUUUUUCGUGAACAACCACAAAACUUUACAAAUAGCGACUUUAUGCCCGUGAAUAGAUAAUCUCUCACAGUUUUCGUUAUUAGUAUGUAACAUAUUCUCAACUUAACAGCGACUCUAUUCCGUCAUGUUUGGCUGAUUGCUGUGAAUUGGUCAUAUGUUUUGGCCUCAAAAUGCUAAAAUUCAAUUUCGAAUUAUUUUAUACAACGCACAGAGGGUUAUAUCGUUCGUAUUUAGUGGGUUGAAAGUCGAUAUUAACUAGAAAUGAAAGUAUAUAAUGUUUUGAGAGACAGGUGCAGCCCCCCCGACUCUUCACUGUCUACAUUGAUUUUAAGGAAAGACAUUUAAUUUUACAGUUUAUAGACAGCUUAUGCGGCGGAAUAUUAAAAUAUACUCUUCCAUGUUUGUAAUAGUAAAAGCUACUUGAAUAAAAAGCCUAGUAUUCUUCUGCAUAGAUCAUUUCUCAUCUGCUGUACCGUUGUAUCUUUAGGGACGACACAAUGCCUGCUGGACGCCGAGGGCUUGUGGUACCACAGAAUACUUUCCUUGAAAAUGUUGUACGGAGAUCAAACGGACUUCGUAAGUAUUGUUGCUUUGUUAAAAAUGGUAAACAACCUUUAAAAAUAAACAUUUUCGGCAUUUCUCUAAAGGAAAAAUAAAAAUAUCUUGAUUCUAAUCUAAAAAUUGAAUGCGUGUCGAAUGAAACCUUUCCAUCUUUUAAAUAUUUAGUAACAAAAACACAUUUUGUCGUAGAGGUUUUAUCUUUGCUCAAACUCAGCAUGAGAAUCAACUUAUGCUUUGUUUCACUGAUGAAAAUUUUUUUAUAAGAAUACACUCGACUUGUCUGUUAUUCUUUUUCAAAACCGAAAUCAGGAAUACAAUAAGAGUAAAUAUAGAGAGAGCAAAUUUACACUUUUUGUUCGAUUGUCUAAUUAAUCCGGGGAGCUCUUAUCUCAGAAAGAUAAUAAAUAAAACCAAACUAAGGGAGGUAGCAAGAAAAAAUGCCUUGAGGGUAAGGAGGCCGAUUUGGAAAACAUAAUUUGCUUAUGCAUAUUAGAGCGACUUAACAAAGAUUCAAAAACGCCCUGUCGCUUUGGCAGAUUGACUUGACUCGAGAAAGAUGAUUUAUACAUGUGUUGUAUCAUAUAAAGCAAAAGCCAAAAUUGCCUAAACUUUUGUUACAGAAAAUUUUACCUACCAUUUUGACAUCCACUUUGUCUUUUCAUUAGGUCAAAUAAAAUGGAGUGUUAUGUUUAAAGUCAUGUUUUAAAAACGACCGUUUUUCAAGAAUUUUACGAAAAAAUUAUUGGCGAAAAAAAUCUCUUAUUUCAGCCCCGGAGUGUUACCCCAAUUUUUCAGCCGGUUAUAAUUUUUAUGUUCAUUAUCGCGGAAUAUCAACAGGCGUUCCAAAGAGCAACGGUUCCCAGCACUGCGACAAAUAUCAAGUCUAUUUCAGUCUUAUUACAAGUGCUUUUCGUGGUGUCGGCCUCGGAUUCAGAUUGGCCAAAAUGACAAAUCGGCUGAAAAAAAAGUCAAAAUAUGAGCGCGAUUUCUGUACAGAUACCCAUUUUUAUCUUAAUUGUUAUUGCAAAAUUAAGUAAUCGUCCGAUAGGUAACUUUUUUUUUGCGCUGCAAAAUAUUACCUCCAUUUGCUCACUAUCGAACUGUUUGUUUGUUGCGUCAGACGUUGAUUCAGAUUAGCCAAACUGAAAGGUCUGACAAAUUGGCGCUUGAGUUAAGAGACGCAAUACGAGCACGUUAACUUGAGCCAACGGCUGGAUCGAAGAUGGAAACUUGCAGCGUGUAAGAUGAGUGUGCAGUCAGAAGUAUAUGACUUUGAUAUCUUAAGAAAUAAACGUAUGUUAGGCUCGUUUCGAUCAUAUUGCUAUAGAUUAAUACUAGAAAUGCUGCCCUAAGUUUGGCCUCAAUGACCAGCCAAAAAAAUAUGGUAUAGCCCCGAUAUAGACUAUUAUACCCUAAAUGACAAGUAGUCUAUUCGCUUGCUACAGAUGCAGAAACCUGUUAUUUAGUAUAUAAUAGUCCUCAUGUCGCCACUAAUUAAAAAAAAUCAUGUGGCGAAGACCAAAAUUAUGCAGCUGUAUUCAACUUCAGAAAGAAUGAAACGUUUCAUCAUAAUAACUCACGUCUUUAAUAUUUUUUUCUGCCUCCCCUCGCGUGAAAAAAAAAGACAAACUAUCUUACUGUUAUUUAGAUGUACCGUGCUGUUUCAGCAGCUAGUCUAAGAAGAAUAUCAGUCGUGAAGGUGUUUGAACACCGCUUGGAUUAUUAUUGACGAAUCGAAGCAAUCGGAGCCAAAUGGGUUUGGUGUUUAACUACUAGACAAAACUAUAAUAAAGAUAAGACACUAACAACACAUUUACCUUUUUAUUAUUUUAUUCAUGAAUAUAAUUAUAAAGGCUUGAGCUUACUCCUGUUGAUCUUAUGGUAUAAAAAAUAAUCCUGAGUAUUAAGGUAACAUAGCCUGCAAUAAACGGCGUUAUCUAGCCUAGCGCAAUACUAACGCGGUGGCGUUGAUUUUAGUUUCGGUCAUGCGCACGGGUGGAGCUGUUCCGGAACGCUGACCAAGAAGGCCACCGACUUCAAAACAUUUAGUUAUUCUUUUUUAUGAUUUUUUUUUUUUUUUUGGGGGGGGGGGGGGGGGGGGUUGGGGGGACGGUUGAUGGUAUCUCCUCUGUUCGCGAAGUUCUGCCGUUUUUAUCGUAAUGGUGUUCAACUGUGAGUUUCCAAACAGGUUACGGAAGGAUUAACGAUUGAAAUUGAUAUUUUGCAUUUGGAUUCUUUUGUGGUUUAGCAAAACUACCUGUGAGCUCUUUAAAAGGACUCCUCAUAAGGUUUGAUUAGAAUAACUGACAUGCACAAACAAGUGAAACGUUUGGUAGGUAACAUAACGAUUGACUUGACAGCGAUAUCCUCACCAUCUAUUCUGUUGUGGAUCCGGCUGGGAGUUGCUCAGUGACACUGCUACAAAAUCCGUACUAUUUCUUCACUUUCAAUAGCCCUUUGGAGCUAGUCACUCACGUGAUACACACUGGACGAAAAAAUGGAUUUGCUGAGAGCUAAUUUAUGCAAAUCGAUAUUUUCGUCCAGCGACAAAACAACCAUGCUGGAAGAGACUCACUGAGAGAAGACAAACAAAGGAAAUUCAGAUGAUGUGAGCUCUUUGUUUGUCUUGUGCCGGUGCGUCGCUUGAUUUCCAGCAUGGCGGUUUUGUACAACGUGAACGACUAUCUUCAAAGAGCCUAUAAACAUCUCAAAAGCAGCUAUGAUUAAAUGAUCGCCCGGCUUAGGAUAACUGUGCCGACGACAAUUAGCACAGCUAAAAAAUAAGUAAAUAAAUAAAUUUCCGUUAUUUAUUAUCGGCAGUAUUUCCAGUACUGAUGCUAUUGGGGCCGACCAAAUGCUUGAAACCUAAGGCAAACCAGUUGCCUAUGGCUAUUUAUAAGCGUGGUAGAGGAUUGAACUCAGGAUUAUCCAGAAUAAAUCCAGCUAGCGGUCAGAGCAGUCCAGUGCUCUAACCACCCGGCUACACUGCCUUCUCCUCAGUAGGAAUUCUUUUUCCCCCAUUUUGAGUCUGCGCAAGGAACGCCUCCACCUCCAGAGGCACCCGACGAAAUAUCUUGUUCGGAAAAGCAAAUAUUGCCUAGAAUUUUGUGUUGCUUGAGGACAAAUUGCUACAAAUAUCUAGAAGACUCGUCCCUUCAUGUACAAAAAGUUUCGAAACUUCUCUAAUAAAUUCCCUACGAUUUUCGGAAGCUUAAUUUUUCACAUUUCACUCCCCAAUUAAAGCUUUUCUCGUAUUCUCCCAACAUCCCAAGUGGGUUAUCACGCCGGUAAACCCAUAGAAAGUGUGGUAUAUUGCUUUUCUAAAAUAACUUAAAGUAAAACUAUGAGUUUACCGGCACUAUAAACCAUAGGUUUUUAACAAAUCAGCCGAACGCGCGAACUAUCUUAGUUAUUUUAUAAAACACUAAUAUGAACCAUCCAUGUAUUUCAUAUAUUCCCAUUCAUCUCAAUUCCAUUUUCGAAUAACAAGAGGACUCGCAAUAGGCGAGUUUCGUAUUCCUGGGCAGUGACAAGUGCUUUUUUUCUGCGCGAAAGCGAGAGGCUAAUGCGGGUCACUUCUCACCAAGAAGACAAACAAACAUAAGAAAACUGUGGCUGAGAUGCCAAAAAAAGGAAAAUUUGAAAGUUUGAAAGGUUUUGGAGGUCUUAAAACUUACUUAUAGGCGUGAGAAAUUAUUGUUUCAAACAGUAAAAGGAAAAUCAGCUCGUCAUCGCUAAAAAAAUCAACGAGCCUAACCAGAAAUUGACUAACCUGAGAUCAGGCCCAAUUUGAGUGGCUCUCAUACAUUCUCUCUAACGGCUACCGCUAAAAUUGGGCCUCUCUUUUCGUUUCGCCAUGCCCGCCGGAAUGUUAUUUACAAAGCGAAACGAAAAUAUAACCUUAUCUCAGGUUAGAAAUUGACCGAAGUAGUGAUCGGUGAGUAAGUACAAUAAAAAUGCGAAGAUCCUUCAACAAGGUAAUACCCUGAAGCCAUUUUAAUGUUAUUUUCAGUGAUGGUUAAAACUACUUUAAGUCUGCCUUCCACUGACUGGGGGCAUGGAGCUGCUUACUUGUCGAAAGCCUGCAAGUGAAACUGAAUCCUUGCUUUUUUUAGUUGACAUUUUUUCUAACGGAGCGAAUGCAAAAUCUUGUGUAUUAAAAAAAAAACCGAUGGGGCAGACUUUCUGCAUAAAUUCCUUGCACUGUAAGAAAGUUAAAUCGAUUUAAACGAAGAUGACUAAAACAGCAUAAGUUUAUUGUACAUAAGUUUACAUUCAGCUUACAUUAUUUAUCAAAAUAUUCAGUCACACGUACGCACAUUUCACUCGACAAGAACUCAAAAACAGAAUUUUAUACAAACGAUAUACUGAGCAGUUUAAACUCCAUUUUACAGAUAUACACAAGAGUAAAAUAGAAUACUAUAAGAAGUAAGAUAAUUAGAGGGAAUAAAAUGUCAUUUUAACAAACUUUACACUUUUUAAGCUUAAAAGGUUUACUUCUUCUUUUGGCUUCGUGACCUUUUUCCUUUCCUUUCGUUCCAGUAAUAUCUUUUGUCUGGUUGAUUCAGCUUUUCGUUGCCGAUAAGCAGCUUGUUAAGCUCUCUAAAAUAGUUUUUGAUCAUCGACUUAUACAGCAAUCAUAAUUUGUAUUGCAGACUCCAUCUUUAUAUUGGGGAAUGCGCAGAUCUUGGAAAAUCCUAUCGUUUACACCAGCGACGGGUUCUGCAAGUUCACCGGGUACACUCGCGUAGAGGUCAUGAAGAAGAACUGUGACUGUAGCUUCCUCUAUGGUCAGCUGACGGACCCUGAAACAGUAAAGGAAAUACACAGCGCUUUGCAGUCAAAGACGGCUAUUCAAAAAGAGGUCAUUUGUUACAAGAGAGACGGUAAGAUUAUCAAACUAAAUUCUCCUUAGACUGUUUUUUUACUCCAAAGUUGAGGAUUCUGAAUUCAAUUACAACCCUGAAGGCACCUGGAGGCUGAUUUACACGUUGACUACGUGUAAUCCGUCGCGACGCAAGCAUAAGCACAAUAACAUUAUAAAAACACAUACAUUCUUGUGCUUGUUAAUCUUGGGUAAAAUCUGCUAGUGAAUGAUUUAUUCUCCCUGCCCGUAAUGCUCGCUUAUUCUGAUCGAAUUCCGCUUGGUAUCCUAAAAAUUAUCGCCGGCCUUUCGGGCCUUAUGUAUUUUUAAAAAUGUGGAAGGGAGCCAAGACCUAACACCUACAUAAAUUACCCAUUAGAUAUUUCAGUAUUAUAUAUAGCGAAACUCUAAUUCGUCAUUUUCAUUUUGAAAAACAUCACACAUUUAAGUCGAAACGGUGAUUUUUUGUGAUGAUGAUUAUUAUUAGGAUCUUCCAUCUUGUUUUGUACAAUGCCACUGUUAAAGUGAUUGUUACAGACGUUCCUUUUCUCUGUUCAAAUACUGCUCGAAAAUAUGUUCUUCUGCAGCUGAAUGCUCACCUACAAAAAACGCGCAUUCUAGCAGACUUCUUAUAUGAACCUAGUCACAAAACCCUCUUUUCCCACCGUCUCCAAAUUUUAUCCUUCCGCGCCUGCGUAAGUCAGCGUAGGCUUACCGCGCUUUUACCGCGCGUGUACACAUCAUCUGCCUACCUCAACGUGUAAACCAGCCUUAACCAACAACCGGUUCCUUUAGCUAUAGUUUGAUUAUGCCAAUGAGUAAUGUGCCGCUAGAUAAAUGUUAAUAUAUGUCUACGUUGUUUAUUUUUUAAACUUGUACAGGCCUCGUCAACACGUAUCCGGAUAUUUUUGAAAACGGAGACUUUUCUCCGUUUUCAAAAAAAGUGCGCGUCCACAGGUAGCGUAUUCAAAUCGUUUUUGCCCAUCCACACGAUAACACUAAGGCCCUGCUUACAAGGAGGGAGGUCAGGGUAACCCUGGUGCUAGGGUUACCCUAGCAAGGUGCAAGAGGGUUAGCUGGUAACCCCGGGACAACUUUCCUCCGUCGUGCGUGACCAGUAAUCUUGACAAUUUCAACGGAGUUAUCCAAUUUUUGAGCUAAAUUAUAAACAUCUGAACAGUAUAAGGUAUUUUCUGCGUGCGAUGAUAAUAUUUUCUCGUUUUUUCGUGAAUUUAACGUGUUUUCCAUAGAGAAUUUCAAGUUUUAUUUCAAAUCUUGAACGUUACAAAGAAUGUCACGCAUGACGAAACACGUCAACAAAGCUGGUAAAGUUGACCCGGGUGAUAGGGUAACCCUACCGGUGAAAUUUGCUUGUAAACCAGAGCUAACUUUAACCCGCUUGCUAGGAUAACCCUAGCACCAGGGUAACCCUCUCCCCUUGUAAACAGGCCCUAAAACGAUGCCGAUACGAUAGCGUCCCCUACAGGGCGUGUGCUGUAUGUUGUCGUGCUCGAAAUCCUCCGAUUUCGUCCGUCCCCUUGAGGACGAAAAUCCGGCGUUUUUGGAGCCCCGCGAUGCCGACGCCUUUUGAUUGUGGACGGAAAGCUAAAACGGAGAAAAUAGUGUCUGUUUUGAAAAAUAUCCGGCUGGGUGUGGACGGGGCCUGAGCGAACUGAAUUGGCGUAUUCAACUCCAAGCGACUUUCACCAGAUCGCAUCUUUUUGCUUCGAAUUUUGUGACUGGUUCUUGUUUUUGGUCACGAAAAACUUCCCUUUCUUUCCCCUUCAAGUUUCAGUAUGUAACUACGCCCUUUAACGCAUUGUCACGCAGUAUGUGUAAACACAAAUAUACGGCUUGUUCGUUCAUUUUCCAGGUACGCCAGUGUGGCUACUGUUUCAUGUUGGACCAAUCAAAGACGAGAAAGGUGAAGUGAUGUUAUUUCUUGUCACGUUAAAAGACAUCACAGAAUACAAAGAUCCAAUCGUGGGACCAGGUAAUAUUGUUGAAUAUGUCUGUCUCUAUCAUCAUUCUUUUUCUCAUAUCGUAGUUUACGGGAAAUGCGCAUGGUAAAUGCUCGCUCUGCACACAAGAGAAACCAUUUCACAUUGUAUUUCCAACACAUAGUUUGAGCGGGUUUAUGAAUAACUCAUCCUUUUCACACUAAGAAACAACUUUCUGGUAUAAAGGGUUAGUUGAGUGAAUGUUCCCUCGAUAAUUGUCAUCGUGUGAUAUGUUCAUAUAUUAACUACUGUGUUAACGUGUUAUUGGUUUUUUUUUUCAGUUACUUUAAAACCAAUCCCCAGCAAUAGUACAGUGAAUGUUUUAACAGGGAAACUCCUUCGUACGCGAUGGUAUUAAUUCGGUUCCUGCAUUAAAAAGGAGCUGAACUUAUCUUGAACUAGGUUUAAAAGUAAUGAAAAUGUUAACUCCGCUCACCUAAAUUCCUGCAUGGUAUUUCUAGAGCAAACGUGGGAACUAUUGGAAAGAGGUAACUCUACCGUUAGAAAGGACUGUGAGUGUAAUUAACUAAACGUUAAUUCAGCCUAAAUGGCAGACCGCUUGUCAGCAUUACCGACGUUUUGAUAUCAAGUUCAAGUUUUAAUUUUAUUUAUUAUAUAUGAAAACUGCUUACAAUCAAUCCAACUGACCUGCAGGUAGCUAAAUUAAUCGAGACAGGUCAGUCUCACAAGUUCUAAAUAUUAUGGAUUUCCGAAAAAAAAAAAAAAGAGAUUAACAACGGAACAGUUUUGCAAAACAGAGCCAAACGUAUAUUAAGUAAAGUGGUUCCACAUUAAAUCGAAAAAGGAAAACUAAUAAAAACACAAAAAAAUGAAAUACUAAAAAAAAUAUGAUAUGAUAGCUACCGAGAUAUAUAUGAAGAAAAAGAUAUAAGGUAACGUUUUUAGAGACCGGCCAUGAUUUUGUCAUUAUAUAAAUAGUUGUCUCGGUUUUCAAAGUAUUUAAUAAUGCUCCUUUAAGGUUUUUUCUCGGAUAGUGUGGGAUAAGACUGAGAGGUUUUCUGCUCUCUUGUUCAUGGAAGUUUAUUCGAAAAUGGUAAUGCAUGUUGUACACAUGCCCAGAGGUUGGAGCGUGCCAUCUUACCAUCCCUCAAGAUUUGUUGCGGCAGCUAAUUAUUCGAUUUGUCCAAAGAUGGUGUGUUUUCACUAAAUGCCCACUUACAAACAUGCGGCGUCAAAAUUAGUUACUGAGCCACCUUUUGAUAAGCGACAUUUCCCGUGCGCGUUCAUGAUUAAUUUCCGACUUGAUCCUCUUCCAAGGAAAAAAGCUGCGUGCUAUUUCCUCCCUCUCUCCUUUACAAUGUAAGUGAUGUAAGUGUUGUGUCGCUACUCGAGUUGCUAAAAGAAAGCAAGAAACAAUUCACCUUUGGUUGAGGUGGGGAAGAUUUAAUAUUGUUUGAUGUCCGAAAUUAAAUUACCGUAUUUGCAUAACUCCGACAAAAUUAUAGCAAAAAGUUGCUAACUGACUUACUUAGCUUUUUAAAUGGGAUAUUAAUCAGUGAUUUCUCAUAUGAAGCUUUUAUGACAACUAGGAAAACCAUUGUAAGGAAGUUUGCUCAGAAAAUACCAUUUUCUAUGGAACCUCCUUAGGUGGAGGGAGACGUGCAAAGUGCAAAGAGCUAAAAUCUUUGUAACGCUAGUAUCAGGCGUUUCUGAGGAAAAGGCAAGAAAGGAGAGAAAAGAGGAAACAGCAAAGGGAGAGAAACACCUUCUUUACUCUCUCUUUUCCCCCUCCCACUUCGUCCUUGAAAAUUUCCUCUUCUCUCACCCCUGAGGAAGGCCUAACACUUAGGGUUAAUAACCACUUUUUACUUUGGUGUCUCACUACUGCGCAUGCUUGUUUCGAGAUGAGCGAUAUGUAUAUAUUGGUGCUGUUUACAUGGAGGGAGGAAGAUCCUAGAAGGCGGGUCAUCUUAGCGCCAUAUGUUUUCUGUAUUCAGUUUACAUGCAAGGGGUUGUACUCCCUAGAGCGAGGAUUGUCCUAGCUGAGAGGUAGGAAGAUCUUAGCACCAUGCAAACUGCCUUUGCUAGGAAGAUCAUAGUACUAGGGGGGUCGUUCAGUGGCUAAUCACUGCAAUACUGGCCGAUCAUUUCGUUUGACGUAAUCACAAGCUGAUUGUAGUGAUAAAUAACGGCAGUAAAAGAGCAGAAGGGCUCAAAUGGCUUUUUUUUACGCUUGCCAUCUUUAAUUCCUUCUCUACUUGGGCACCACACGGACCAAAACUUCUGCGUGUAAACCCAACAUAAAGUUGUUCCGCUUUCUAGAAUCUUCCUGGUGCCAGGAUCUUCCUCCCUCCAUGUAAAUAACCCCUUCAAUACGCGUUUUUCUAUAAGAGAAGAAAUAGGGCACUAGAGCUUAUAAGUCCUAUCCUCAAGAUAAUCACCCUCAAGCUGGUCUCAUCUGAUGUAUCAUGCUACUGUUACAGAUACUGGAGGACCCAAGGGCUGGGCACGACUGAACAAAACUCUAACUCGCCACAAGUCAGUUCUUGUAGCAUUUAAACAUAAAACGUCGACACAGAAGAACGCGCAACAAAUCACCAAUGUGAGUAUUAAACAAUUCUUAUUGAAACUUAGUACUCCUUUUUUAAUGAAAUGUUCUAACAGUACUAACGUAAAUGAUUCAUAAAAAAUGCGUGGGCUCUUCUCUGUGAUUGGCUGCAAUACUUCUUCCUUUGUUUGUUUGACCUGUUUGCGAUGAUCAAACGACCGACCUCGGAACUGAGGAAGAAAUUUGAUCGGCUUUUUAUUUUCUCUCAAAUGAGUUUCUUUGAGCACUUGCGUGAAAACGUUCUUAAGAUAAGAGGGGUCUUCAAUAUAUGAUAAUGCCUGAAAUCUGAGGCCCUCUUAAAAAACAAUGACCGAGCGCGUAGCUGGGUGGUUGUUCGAGAAAAUGCCAACCUCGUUAACAGGAAUUUGGGAAAAUACGAUGUAUGGAUUAAUUUUGUUUUGUAGUGAAUGUUCCGGCUUUCAACCAGUUUAUUUUAGUUUGGGAUAGGGUUGGUCCAAAAAAAAGGUUCGUGUCGGUCUAUAGAAGGAUUGAUGUAAUUUAUGUUGUAAAAACAAUAAUUCAGUUAGCAAUAUUGACAAAAUCAGAUCAGGGGUGUUUAAAAUUUUCGAAUGUCGUUUAAUUACUUUCAAGUGAAGAACCGUGUUAUUUACUGACAGGCUAGGAAGGUGGCAUAUGGAUUGUUUCAUUUUCUUUCUCCAAACACGAUAGGGCCAGAAAGAUCACAGAAAGUAGAGAUAUUGCGAUUACUUCCACUUGCCUUUUCCGUAUGAAAGAAAAAUUUCGGUUAGUACCUUGGACGGGUCAUCUGCUUCAAAUGGCAUGAACAGCAGGAAAUCACGUUCUAAACUUUUUGGCCUUCACGUGCGAGCGUAUAUCUUCCUGCAUUGCGUCAUAUAUACCGGAUUCUUAAUUUAAGACAAACUUGACAUAAAAAUUUGGAUAUAGUGAUAACUUGUCUUUUUUAAAAAUGCACAAACGGUCUGCAAAGAUAUAAAGAUGUUACAAAAAACAAAUUGGUUUUGAUCAUAAAAUUGACGAAAUUUGAUCGCCGGCUGUACUACUCUGUUUUUUCUUUCAGCUGAACGCUGUCAUUCCCCCUGGCAUUAUUACUUACCUUAGUGCUAUUAAAAUUUUAAAAGAAUGACACAGUUUGCACAUAAAACAAAAACACCUGCUUUAAGUGCAUUAUUGGGAUAUACAAUCUCUCGACAUUUCUGCCUUUUACAAUUAAAACUUUGUGUAUUAUUUGAAGAGUCUGCUCGCUUUCGUUUUCUGAUCAUGACAAAAUUGUACUGCUGCAUGUUUUCAUUGAAUUGCGUUUUUCGGAACCCUUGCCCGAUUUAUAUGACUUCAGAGAACGAUUUGACAUUGUGACAUUGCGAGUAUUCCAAUUUAAAAGGUUCGCCUAUUUACACAAUGCUUUUCUUAAUCACUCGAUAUAGUUUUGAAUUUCAAAGUAGGCGACUUUUGAUAAUUGCAAAAGAAAACAAGUUUCAAAUAAAUUCAAACGAAACAAUUACAUCAAAGUCAACACCGCAAUCUUGGGUAAUGCGUCUACAUAUUUAUAUCCUGUUUGUAAAGGAGGAACAGCUCAGAUAAUUCAGACAACGAUAGCAUUGGCUUUAAAUCUUCCUUUAGUCUGCUACACAAACUAACAAAAUCCUAAAAUGUCUGUUUGGCCAAAGCCUGAAAACCCUCUCGGUAACCUGGCAUUUUCCCGCCCGCAAAACAAUCAAUCUGUAAGUAUUUCGACUUUUUUUUAUAGUUUUACUGUAAGAUAAAUCAUUUUCAGAAUAAACGGGUUACUAUAAUGAAAAUGAUUAUUUGGUAGGAUAUAGAAGCCACAAAUUUCUCCCGAUUUUCCCAUUUUUGAGUCUUUGGAGACUACUGUUGCGCAUUUUUCAAGCGUAUACUUGGCAGAUUGAAACAGCUCAACAUCGAAAAUAUCUUGUAUUGAUUUAUUUUAUGGAUUCAAAAAUAUAAAUUUGUGGCAUUAAAUUUUACAGAUACCAGGCAAAAUUACUGAUGAAAUUGGACGCGAUCGUUAAUUGGAAAAUUUUGAGCGUUGAAGUCAAAUCUUUGCAUUAGGCAUGUUUUUCAUGGACGGAAAGUGGUUUCUGGCGUGUCACGUUCGGCAAGUGUUAUAUUCGAGGCAGGUGUUUUUGCAAAAAUAAUCGAGUUUUGCUUGAGUGAAUUGUAACACGUUGCAAUAAAUGCUUUCAAAAGUAGCAUCGAAAUUUCAGAAAUUUGAGUUCGAUAACUCCUGGUAAGACAAAUACUUAACUAUGCCUUGCAUUUGGUUGACGGUCUCGAAACUGUUGAAAAAACUGGCUACGGAAAUGAUCAAGAAUGACCAGCAUUUGAUUUUUACAAAAACAUACUAAGGAUCAGCAGAAUAAAGGAAAUGAUCGCAAAUUCUUCUUAUCUGAGUGUAUUUUUAGAAUUUAUGGAAGAAUGUGUAAGAGUUGAGCGUUCGUGUAGGUUUGGACAUCUUCGUACCUGGCCUUUAGUGUUCGUGAAAAACCGGCCCCGAAAUAGCGGCGAAAAUGGAGCUUUCGUCUAGACGGGAGUAGCAGUACUCCAAGGUGAUUCAUGCUACAGAAACUGGGAUGCUCUGAUUAUGUGACUGAGCCUUAUGAGGUAGCCUUGUUGGCUCUUAUUGCACCUUUACUUUUCACCUAUACUAAUUUCAGCCGAUUGGCGCAAUCACGCUGCUCUUAACCAACAGAGAAUUUGGCAAGUCGCUUUGUCGUAAACUUUACCAGGCGAGGACGUUUUUGCUGGUGUAAUGAAGCAAUAAAUUUUGACCAAUCAAGUCGCUCGUAGUAUAAGUUACUUAAUGCAGUUGACUCCCGGUAACUCAAACCAUUCGUCUGACUCGAAGCUCACCCUAAGCUCAUACCUUGAUCUGUGUUGCACUUUACAAAAAUAUCGCUCUUUAUGUACUCUUUCUUCGUAAAAAAGUCUGAUUUUGAAUCGUGUUAGCAGCAAUCAAAUGUAGUACGUACAGAGCGAAGAGACCGUCUUAUGUUGCAAUUGCUCAUCAUUUGUUUCCAUCCUUCUGUGCCAGACUCGAACUCACCAGAACUUUUAUUAAAAAUCUCUUUAGAAAGUUUUUUCACCACGGCAGGAUUAGCUCAGUCGGUGGCGCGCUUGAUAGACUGCAAAACAGUCUGUUUUUUUGCGUAUUCAAAUACGCGUGGGCAGUCAAACAAAAUGUCUGGAACGAGGCUGAAAACAGUCUCUCGCCUGACACGCCCGUAGGGCGUUCCAGGCUCGCGAGCUUCGCGCGCGAAAGAGUCUUACCCAACUUACCGAUUUCUUUACUGAUUUUGAGGAAAAAACGACUGUUUUGCAGUCUACGCGCUUGACCGCAGACCGGAAAGUUUUGGAUUCGAUUCCCAAGGCCAAUACUACGGGUCUUAAAAUAACAGAGAAUAAAGGUGCUGCAUACCUUGCUUGCAAACAGCUCACCGGACGUUUGCGUGGCUCGGAUGACCACAUGAGGAGUGGCGGCCCCAUCUCCAGUAGCCUGAGGAGACGUAAAGAUCAUGUCUUGAAUUAGUACUUUCAUGCUUAAUCCAUUGACACUCAUUGCAUUUUAUUUUGCUUUACUUUUUUUUAUGAGUUUUGCUUAUAAGUGUUUAAACGAUUUAUUACGUGAUCAUGCAAUACCUCUCUAUAUUUACGCCAACGUUUUACCCUUGAACUUUCUAUAUUAUCAGACUGUCUAAUCUCAUGCAUGAUGACCAUAACAAUAAUGUACCUUCAAGCAUUCUGAAUUUAUUUCAAAAAACAAAUAUGCGAUCUAGAAUUAUAUAAACUGUCUUUUUCUCGCUUUGGGGCUAAGCUGUUGAAUGAGACGCCCUAGAGAAGACCUUUCUGUUCUCGUUCGAAAAGUAAGAAUUCUUUUUUGUUUUGCACCUGCUAACGAGGUCAGAAAGGCCAAUUAUCAUACAUAUAAAAGAAUAUAUCCAUAGGCCGCCAUUAUGAAAAAGGUCUAUUGAUACACCCACUUUAAUUAAAAAGGUAAAAUCAACCACAAAUGUCAAAAAAAGAAAUUUUUUGCUUACUAGUUUCUACUUUUACAGUUUGAUAUUUGUUUAAUCCUUUCUUUUCUGCCGUGUUAUUUAGUCCUCAAACAUAUUUUUACAGUCAAGCCAGGACAAGCUUACCACCGUACCACCCCCCCAUGAUUCCAUGAAUGAAGUUAUUAUUCGAAAGUUGAAUCCCGUUGGUAGUCGUAGAUUUCAGAUUCAUCUUUGCAUUCUUACAUGCGUAAUGAGCCGUGAAUUCACGCGCGGCAGUUUUGAUGAAUUGACGAAAAAGUCUUCGAAGGCGUUUUGUCCAUUCAAAGAUUUUCAAUCUGACCAAAUACGGAGACAUUCUCGUAAAAUAAAAUAUUCAUUGCUCAUUACGCAUGCAAAAAAUGUCGAUUUGAAUUUGGCACGACUAACGGAUUCAUUUUUUAAAUAAUCAAUUCAUUAAUAGAAUCUUGGGGGGGGUACGCUUGCCCUACCUUGACUGUAUUUGUAAACUGUAAGCUUUUCUUACUUAAUUUCUUUUUUUGCUUGCACUGUCCCUCCUUGAAUAGCCUUGUUAGCUGCGGGCAGUACUUUUGUUUUAUUGUGUGGUUUUUUAUAAAGUUUUGUUGUUGUUGUUUUAGCUGAUGUCCUUGAAUGACGAGUUAUUACCUGAUUACAAGCUGGACGUCCCUCAUACUCCUCCCAGGGUUAUUCUUCAUUAUACAACAUUUAAAACAACUUGGGACUGGAUCAUUUUAUUUUUAACCUUAUACACCACAGUCUCCGUGCCUUUUAUCGUUUGUUUCAAUUUCGAGAACCUGGGAUUAGCCGUCUUGGAUUUGAUUGUAGACUGGCUGUUUCUUGCUGACAUCGGACUCAACUUUCACACCACAUACGUGGGUAAAGAUGGCGAGGUGAUUGACAACUUAAAGAUGAUUCGAUGGAAUUACCUACGUACUUGGUUCUUCUUGGAUCUGGUGUCGUCGUUACCUUUUGGAAUCCUGUAUUUUAUAAGCAGAGGUUCAGAUGCGGUGAGUUCCUGCCCUCAGCUUUGAUAAUAAUGAUAAUAAUAAUAAUAAUAAUAAUAAUAAUAAUAAUAAUAAUAAUGGAAUUUAUAUAGCACUUAUACAUCGCUGUUCUAAGCGCUUUACAAUGUAAAAAAGGACAUAAGAAUAUCAUUAAUCACAAGCUUACAUAUAACACUACUGUACAUAUUGGGAAAUUUAUAGCAUACACGUCUUAAAAAGGAAAGAAAACAAAAACAAAUAUGAUGAAACUAAAUGUCCUUUACCUUUUUAAAAAGAAACGUUUUCAACUUAGAUAUAAAAAGAUUAACAUCAGAACAAGCUCGAAUUUCAAAGGGGAGCUUGUUCCAUAGUCGGGGGCAGCAACGGAAAACGCUAGCUGGCUGAUUCAUCGCUGAUUCAUAGCACUACUGAAUAGAACCUUCCAUGGGUCAUUUUGAUAAAGACCAGUAAGCCAAUAUCCAUCGUCACUGCUGGAAAGAGCGCCUUGAAGUUAGUGAACAUACUGAGUUUAAAAGUAAUGCAUCCAAGGCGAGCGAUUCAGACAUUGCUCCACACAAAGUUGGGUAAUUUUACAGACUUUUGUAUGGUGAGGGUACGAACUUGCCCACCAUCAUGUAGGUGAUUUUGCAGAGCUAUAUCUCGGCAACUUUUCUGGUUUUAAGGCGUUCUAACCAGCUGUGUUGACGGCCCUUUGGGGGAGAGUAAUCCACUGCCUUAUUAUCUUAAUUCAAAUAUGAACUAUGUCAGAAGUAGAUUAAUCCAUAUUAACUGGAUACCAGCUUCCAUACUAUGUAAGGGAAGGAACAGUUGACAAAUGUUUUAAGAAAAACGGUUAAAAACCAAAGAAAAGGCUUUCUCCCCCGGUCGCCAGUUUUUUUCUUUUUGUGUUUUUGUUUGGACGUUCGCGGAAACAGUUUUUCGAGGGAAAUAAUAGUUUUAAAACUAAAUCAAACGGGAAAGGGUUGACUCAACGUUAUUGCACAUAUGGAUGCUCUGGGUAAUUGACUCCUUCUUCCAUAGUAUUAACUUCAAGAUUAGUGAAUUUUUCAGGGCUGUUUUGAUCCUUUUGGCUGAAAAGAGCCUCGGAGUGGGCUUAACUAGAUCUAGGCUCCCCAAGAAUCCGCAGGGAGAUAUCGACUCUUUGAGGCUGAAAAAAGUUGACACUUAGGAAUGGUAACACUUUGAAUCAGCCCUAAAAUAAAUCAAAAUGCAGACAAACAAACAGCAGCAAGAACACUUGGUCAGAUUUAGGUUAACAUAUGACAAAAUAGCUUUGUCUGUUCUGCUAAAACUACCAGAAAAAGACAUAGCAAGAAAAAAAGAAUAGAGUUAAGCCAUCAACGUGAAUCAAUUGCCUGACAGCCUACAUUCGUAUCCUUUUGACGGUCAAGGACCAUUUGCUGAAAUCUUUAAUUUCUUUAUGUAUUUAUAUAGCGUCUCUCAUUAGAACGGUUAGGACUUUUCACAGUGUGAUAUCGGCGCCAAACCCUAUACAUGUACAAUGAUCCUUUCCCAGCUGACGCUCUUUUCUCAAUUUCUUUUAAAUAACUCUGGCCCCGGUUGUUCAAACGUCGGAUAGCGCUAUCCACCGGAUAAAUCACUAUCCAGCGGAUAGCGUAAUUGAUUUCCGUAAUACUUAUCCGCUGGAUAGUGAUUUAUCCGGUGGAUAGCGUUACCCAGCUUUUGAAAAACCGGGGCCUGGUCAUUAACUGGGACCUGUGCUAAAAUUACAUGAGGAGAAUAAUGAGUUGUGUAAACCUUAAUCAGGGUAGCAAGUGCUCAAUGACAUGUCGAUCACUAUGCAUUUUAGUCCCUCAGUUCGAUAGUCUGGCCCACCCAAGGCAGUUUUUCUUUUUUCUUUUUUUUUUUUUUUGACAAAUUCGAAUGCGCAAGGAUUUGCUGUGUGAUUGGCGAGGCUAAACGUUCCUAUAUCAUGUUGGCCAUUUCCAAAUUUUGAUCCAGCGGUUUUGCAUUUUUUUCUCUUCCUUUUUCAGGGUCUUACGAAUUUACUCGGCUUUCUUAAAGUAUUUCGUCUUUUGAGGCUUGGCCGUGUAGCGAGGAAAAUUGAUAAGUACUUGGAAUACGGUGCAUCCACGUUCUUCCUGCUCAUGUUGUCCUUCUGUCUUGUUGCACAUUGGAUGGCCUGUAUUUUUUACAUGAUCGCCACAACGUAUGAUAAUUACGAACCACACGGCUGGCUUUUGGUAAAUAAGUUACAUUUUAUGCUUACAGUUUGGGUGCAUUUAUGCGAGGGUUAUGUAUGUGAUUUAUUCUCCUGAAGGCCGAUAAACGGUUUAUUUUUACAUUGGCGAGGAUUCCUAAAGGGAUGCAAAAACACACUGCAUGAAGGAAAUGCCUCUACUGUUAACCUUUCUUUUGUUUUUCAACAUUCCAUGCUGGCACUGAUGACCUUAACAUAGGCCACUUCCGAGUUCCAAAAACCCUCACUUUCAAAACGAGGCCAGGUGCACAACCUUUUUUGUGAAAAUGAGUUUUAUUUGCUUGAGAAUGAAAAAUGAUUUCCAUUACUAGGGCUGAGCACCUACCCUCGUUUUGAAACAGAGGCGCGGGGGAACUCGGAAAAGGCCUAUUACAUAUAUGGGAUGGUAGUUUUUCAAAGUCGCAUUUCGAAUUAGUUGUUUGUAGUGAUUGCUAGAAACAGCUUGGAAUUGAGCGAUUCAGAUUCAGAUCUGUUUAUUACUCAAAGGUCUCAAAGCAGUUUUAGUGGCGUCCCUCCAAAUGAACUCUCGGAAAACAAUUUUUCAUCUUUAUUUGCGGGUGCAGACAAAGAGCAAGCAGUUAACAAUUUCAAUUUUUCCACCGAGAAUCUUUUAACCGGGUGCGUUUCUUUAAGGAACACCAAAAAAAAGAAUCAUGAUUAGAUAAAGCCUGACACCUCUGUUACUUUUUGAAGGUGCUGGGAAACACUGUGGGACCACCUUAUCGGUUCAAGAACGGUACAAACGAGAUUGACGUUAAGAGCGGGCCCACGCUGGCCGCCAGAUAUGUGUCAGCUCUGUACUACACGCUUACCAGUCUCACGACUAUUGGCUUUGGUAACAUUGCUCCCAACACUACAGCUGAGAAGCUGUUUGGCUGUGUUACCAUGCUGUUAGGAGGUGAGUAAGGUCAUCUCAUUCUUUGGGGGCCUUAAGAACCGAGGACUACGAUGGCGGCAAAAUCGUAGUUAAAAAUUGAUUCCGCGCUCUUUCAAUCUGUAUUUGUCACAUUUAGGCACCUUCUCGUGGACGAACCAUAUCCAAGUUCAGAGAGAGAAAGAACAUUUCGUCGUUUCUUGUUCACGUCCUACAUAAAACUUGAGAUUAGGCAUUUUCACCUCGUAGUCGUUCAAUGACGGCAAAGAAAACCACCGUGAAAAGUGAUACACGUGUAGUUGUUUUUAGCUAAUUUAAAGGCUAUUGCUUCUUUGACGAUCUCGUUUCCGUCGCCAUCGUCGGAUUUUUAGCUCCCUUUUAUCCGACCGGGGGAGGGAGGUAUGGGUGAGAAGGCAUAAUAAACCACCUAAAAGCAAUGGUGACAAAACACAACUCAGAUCCGCAGCAUGGCCAGCACCUUUUGCACUGUAAGUUUAUACAAUCUGUUUACGCCACCUAUUUAGCUCUACAAGUUCAGUGUCUUAUUCAGCUUCUCGUGCAGCCAUGUGAAGACAACAAAGCCUCGCUGUCGAAGAACCUUUUCAUUCAACCCACACUGGGACAUAUUUGACCCCGGUGGGGGUGUCAAAAUAGUAAACAAAAUAUGCCUUAAUGUAUUUAAGAAGUGCUUUUAAAAAUUCAGUACAUAAUUAAAAGAAACAAAACGAUGCAAACAGAAUUCAAUAAAGAUGUGCAAUGAAGAAGCCUCUAGCUAAAAAUUACAAACUAGAUAAUUCUUUGCUAGUUACGUUAACAUGAGACGCACAACUAAUCGAAACAGUUCAGGGCUUAGACGAAAAGUGUGUUCGAAAACUAAAACAUUGAACGUGACGAAAAUUUUCUUUAGAAAAAAAGAUUGUGGCAACUGUUGAAAUGUUGUGUUUGAUCCUCAGCAAUCCUUUUUUCCUUGAUCUUUGGUCAAGUUUCUGCCAUACUUCAGCAAGCUCAGAAAAAUACUGCCAAAUAUCACUCGAUAAUUGACAACAUGAAGCAAUUCAGUAAGCUCUACAAGCUACCAACUGAUCUUGCAACGAGAACCAUCGAUUUCUUUAUGUCUACGUGGGCAAUGAACAAAGGCAUUGACACAGAUGAGGUAUGUAGACAUCUUAUUUUCGUUGAAAGGAUUGAUCCCCAGGAAAUUAAAUUAUUUCAUGAUUUUACACCAGUUAAAUUGUCUAAAUUGUCAGGGGCACCAAACAACUGUAAGAAGGAGCAAAUAUUACCUAGAAAUUUCUAUGGCAAAAGAAAGGCUAAAAAUUCCCGGAUAACCGUUUUAUUUAUCUAUAAAGAUAUUCGGAGUUUAUUAUUAACUCUCCUAUGAUUUUUGGAAGUUGAUUUUUGACAUUUAAUUUCCUGGAUUUGGCGAUUAUUGUUAAAAAGGUCACAUGAAAAUUUCGGUAGAAAGAGAAAUGUUCCCUAAAUUUUCUAAUUUUCUAAUAAAAGUGAGAAGGGUUGCUCCGUGUCCUCGUAGUUUCCUCAUGAUCGAGACCCGUCGGGAUAGCUAGAAAUUUCGAGACGGCCAGAGUUGCCCUAAAACUUAAAACGUAUUUACGGCAGCUCUAAAUAAAUUAAUGAAACAAAGUUUUAAAGCAUACAGAUAUCAGUCCAUUUUAGACAUUUCUGACUUGAUUGGAAUGAUUCGUUUCUUCACCCUUGAACUGCACGUUUUCGUAAAAUACUACAACAAAUACUACAUACUACUAGCAACCACGACAACGAAAACGACAACCUCCAAAAACAAUUGGUUUUAAGACAGUUGCACGAUGACGUCAGCGGGAUUGACAAAUUUGAGUAAGAAAGCAAAAACGAAAUGAAUUCUGGUAGUUGUAGUCAAAUGUCAUCAUCGUGAAAAUGGCGUAUUUCUUCGUUAACGUUUAGAUCCAUAACGCAUAAUUAAAGAAGCGCUAUUGGCAAUAGAGUGAUUUUCGUGUGACCUUGAAAUGCAAACACGCGAACAAAAUAGUGAAAAUAGGACAAUAAACGAACGGAAAUAGAGCGAUUUGAUUGGUUUGUCGAACGGAUACAAAUGCGCGGGGCUUUUGGUUGGUUGAGCGAACGCUCGGCUAAAAAAAACUUCAUGCCUGCAGAACUUUCUAGAAAUCAAUUGAUAGUUCACUUUGACGUCAUACCGCAACACGAUUGGCCAAUCGAACAAUGCCUUCUCCAUAUUAGGGUUUUCUUUGGCGGGAAAAGGAAGAGCCCAUGUUUUAAUCUUUUCAUCCAUUGGCUGAUAAAACAAGUAACGAACACUUAUACCGAAACAUUUUUCAAGGUCAUACGAAAAUCGGUCUAUUAACAAAAACAACUAGCCAGCUGUGACACAGCCCUUAUAAGAAACCAAAACAGAAAAAAAAAACCUGUUACUUAGUUUCUGCCUUUAACAACCGUACGCUUGUUUACUUACAGGUCUUAAGGUACUGCCCAAAAGAUCUACAGGCCGACAUAUGCGUGCAUCUCAACCGAGUAAUUCUUGAGAGUAAUCCCGCGUUCAAAGAUGCGAAUACCGGGGUAAAGCGCGCCAUUGCGCGCAACUUCUGGAUCUCGCACGUGGCGCCUGGGGAUCGAAUCAUUCAUCACGGAGAAAGUUUGGAUGUGUUGUACUUCAUUGCACGUGGAUCACUUGAAGUCAAACAGGGAGAGGCAGUGGUUGGAUUGCUUGGUGAGUAAGUGAGCGGUAGCCACAAAAAGUGUUUUUCAUUUUCGUGAAUGAUGAUGAUGAUGAUGAUAGGGACCUUAAGCAACUACGACGGCGACUACUAGGAAAACGUCCGACUCGAAAAGUGAAUUCACGCUGCCUCAAACUUCAUCGCGCUGAUUCCAUCUCGUUCAAUUCGUCAACUGUUGGCAAAUUUUUCUAGAGUGGAAUUGAAAAGGCCUGCAUCGAAAUUCAGGGAAAGAAGAAGAAAGUCGUUGUGUUUUGUUCACGUCCUACAUAAAACGUGAAAUUAGAUAAUCUCACGUCGUGGUCGUGCAGUGACUGCAAAGAAAUCUACAAAAAAGCGAGACGUACAAAGUUGUUGUUUUGGUGAUCUAAGCCUAUUACUUUUUGGCGUUCUCGUUGCCGUCGCCAUCGUCGUUAAUUAAGUUCCCUAUUUCAAGGAGUUUUUUCUAUUCAAUGAUUUUGAAUGGCACCCCAAAGAUGAUGACGAAGACACUGAUGCUACUGAUUACGAUAAUAGCUUUUAAUAAUAAUGCUGAUGAUGAUGAUGAUGAUUCUAGUGAUGAUGACGACGAUGUCGCUGACGAUGAUGAUGAUAAUGAUAAUAAUUAUGAUGAUAUGAUGAUAUGAUGUGACGAUAAUCACCACUAUUACCACAUAUAACUUAUCUUUUUCUCAUCAGGUGAGAAUGACGUAUUUGGAGACAACAUAUGCCAUGAGCCUACUGUCGGCCAGUCAGCGGUGGACGUGAUAGCACUGACCUACUGCGAUCUUCACUGGAUUCAAAGGGACGCGCUGAUCGAAGUGCUAGAAUUCUAUCCUGAAUUUGCCAACAGGUUUACCAAAAAUCUCACCCUGUCAUAUAACUUGAGAGACGAGGUAAAUGUUCUUCUAUUUUGUUUAUUAUACGCCAGUAAAGGUCCUACACCAUGAAAUUUCAACAAGGCAAAUUUAUUAAAGAUUACAGGUCAAUCCUACGGGCACUGAAAUUCUCAAGAUUUUUUUCGGGGGAAAUCUGUUCAUGAUCUUUUGUCUGCACUUGUCUUAAAAGAGAACAUAAGGAGUACCAAUUAACAAUUUGAAAGAGAUUGCUGGUUCGUGUUAUGAUUCAAUGCCGUUUGCGGCCUUUUUUGGUUUGAACGAGGUCAAUAAUUUGUAGAAAGGGGCGGCGUUCUAAAUAAGGUUUGAUCGUAAAAUAUAGCAUAUAUUGUUUGCACCCAAGGUAUGGAUUUAAACUUAAUGAAAGCUUGAAAAGCAGUUGAAAUUUAACUCCCUAAGAACGAACUCAAUCUACUUGAUUCUUGUUCAUUUAGGGUGCUUUCGAUUGUUCGUAUUCCUCCAGAAUAAGAAUGCGCACUGUUGUAAAUCUCUUGUACCGUGAUUUUUGGGCCACUUAAACGCUACAUCGGGAUAUUUUAUUUUGAACAGAAUUCUAGCUAUUGCAAGCAGACAACGCCAAAACGAAUGAUUUUUAGAGUUCCUUCUUUCUAUUCUUAUUCCAAAAUACGGUCAAUAGAACACACCCUAAUUUACCAGGCGACUAAAACGUAAACUGAGCACUAUCGAUACUGUUUGACGUGGUGGUAUCCGCUUUCAUUUCAGCUUAAGAUUCGAAAACGCACCCCGAAAUUGGAAAUUGCUAACGAGGAGGACAGAGAUCGACCACCAAGCAUCGGUUUUAAACCGCGGAGAAAUCGAAAACUGAGCUUGGUUGAAGAAUUAGCACAAACCUACGAGUUUGACAACAAUGAACUUGACGGAAACACGAGCGAGGCGGAAAUCGACAUGAUGGUUAUCCCCAAAGGAAGAGCAACAAGCUUCACUGGAAACCCAGUCCGAACUCGUGCUGAAAUUCCGGAAUCGGGUACCGACGUGCUGUCGAGUUUAUCCGAAAUGAAAGGCGAAGUUCGUCGAGAAAUCGAAGUCAUGAAUAUGAAAAUGACGCAGCUAGAGGAACAAAUUUCCACAAUUCUUUCGAUUUUGAAAACUCAGGGACACUUACAUAGCCCACGGGGUUACGAUUCUCGUAAUGACAGCAUGGAUAAAGGUCGGAUGUCUUCUACAUCCUAUCUUAACGAUUCAACCCCUCCUGAGGAGGCCAUGAAACGCCAAAAAAGUGAAGAGAGGCCUCUACCGGAGUGGCUCGCGCCAGAAAGUUCUACGGACCCACAAGAAAGCACCUCGACCCAGGCGGCUACCCUGUUAAACAACACUGCAAACCAAAGUACUAAAGAUUCCGAUCCUAGACUCCUUCAGACACUCAAUCUCUUCAAGAUGGGAAAGAAUAAAUAAGACACAUACUUCACAGAGAAAUACAAGUAGCAUACGUAAACAUGAUAGUUUGGAGUCAAGUAUCUCCAUCUCUCAGAAAUAAAAUCGAAUUGCCCCUUAGCUGAGUGUUUGAGCGUUUGGAUAAACCUCUCAGAAGCCACAGGAGGCGUGGUAAUACGCUUGGACAUUGAAAUGCAGUAAACUAGUGGAUUAUUAUACGUUUCUGGGAACUGCCUACCUACCCCUCCCCGAAGCCAGCAUUAAAACUUACUUCUCACUUAAGGCAAAAUGUUGGCUUAGGGGAGGGGUAGGUGGGUAGUUUCCCAGCGUUUGGCCAUAGUCUGUAUGAGUAGUAACGGGCGAGACAGACUCUCACGCAGCCCGCCUUUGUCAGUGGAAUGCUGGGAAGCAUGACAUGACGACACAAAAGACAAGAGCCAUCUGCUCAUGCGCAUGAGACUAGAAAGAUCAAGACGAGGAGUGAAACGAAUGGUACUUAAAGUGCAUUACUGAGAGCAUUUAUGCGACAAAUACACAUUUUGUGCUAACUUAGCUUCCCAGCUAUGAUGUUCUGACUCAAAAUUGACACGAAUUCACUUUCGCUGGAACUACCCAUACUGAGUUACACGUUCGUGUUGAACGUGUGGAUAUGUUCAGUCCCUCGAAAGGUUAUAUAGUCCGGCAUCGCGCGGUGCUGCACAAUAGGGUCCGCCGGGUCGAAUGUUGCUGUUUUGCUAUCAAAACAGAUAUUUCGUGAUGAUCUAAAUUAAUGUGAGGAUCUAAUCCUCAUUUUUUUUCCCCUUUUUCACCAGACUCACGAAUCACAAAAACAGGAGGAUGUCGCAUAAUACCAGACUAAUUUUUUUGAAAUCACAAAUAAUACUGAGCUCUUUGCACCUACAUCACAAGCUCAUUUCCUCAAGGGGUUUAAGGCCUAGGUAAUUGGCAUUAGUAAAAUCCAACUAGUGGUCUAUUAUCAACGCUGCGUUCUGAUUAGUUGAGCUACUACUAGGCUAUCUGUUAUAGCCUACUAGUAGCGAAAAGCACGGGCUUUUUGGCGGCAAAAAAGGAUUGAAGUCUAGCUUUAACUAGCUAAAAUUUUUUUAUUCUCGAGAUUCUUGACCAACUAGUUGGAUUGUACUAAAACAAUUAUUCCUCUGGCCCCCUUGGGCUAUUGACUCAGAGCCAAUUUGAGCUCGAGGAAUAUUUGUUGAAUAUCCCUCGCUAGGAGACCUAGAACAAAAUGAAAUUUUCUCCAAAAGUGAAUCCUGAGGUCUUCUUGCACCUGAACGUUUAAUUAUGGUCACAUGACAUGUCACGUGACCAAAAAUGGAAAAUAAAGGAAAUUGCCGACUUGGUGGCGAAUUCACUUUGUUUGGAUAAGUAAAUUGGCAUUCCUGACAGAGGACAAACAUACCUAACUUUCUUAGUUUGGGGAAAAUUUACCCGAAGUUUAAAAUUAAAGUUUUAAAUAAUUUCGGAUUGAAUUUGGGCAUUUAAAAUGAUGUUUACCAUUACAAUUUUUUAUUGAAGUGCAAUGGACGGUCAUUCCAAACGUGAAGUGUUAGAAAUAUUUAAUAUGAAUAUGUAAAAUGUUAUUGCUCGAUUUUUUUAUCUUAAACCCACUACCAAUUUGUCAAUUUAUAGUUACGAUUUUUAGCAAAAUGGUCACGUGAGAUAUCACGUGACUUAUUAACACAAUAUUAACACUUUAAAAUGUUAAGGACGAUGAAUUCUUUAUGUGUUUUGAUUCAGUUUCAUAAUCUGCACCGAAGUCAUAGCCAAAAAAACAUUUUCCACAGGGAAACCUUUAAGUCCCAGGCCUUAACCUACUUGAGUUUGAACAAAAGCGGCGAUUGCAUGUAACCGCUGAGAGAAAUAACGGUUGCUAAGUAACCAUUACAUGAGAUAUUUAGAAUAAUCACCAAUGACUAGUAUUUCACAAAACAGAAAACGCUAAUCCUUGUUAACAGAUGUUAAAUGGAUGUAGAAAUUGGUUGUGCAGCUGAAUUGGUCGUGCUUCAGUUUCCCUUUUUUGCACUAAGGACGCGAAACAGUUGUCACAUAUCGUUUUCACUCACGUGAGACUGGCAAUUCCAUCAAAUUUCUUCUAACAAAAGGAAGUUUUUACAUGAGAAACAAGUUUAAUCCCCACAGGAUUUUAGUACAUCAACAAGGCUACAGUUUCAUUGUACACCAUUAUGGCCGCCUUGACGUCAUGUGGAACAGAUCUGUUUCACAUAACCCAUAAUAAGCAUUGUGAGGAGC
This is a messenger RNA of Porites lobata, 41690 nucleotides long. NCBI's taxonomy places the organism in Eukaryota, Metazoa, Cnidaria, Anthozoa, Scleractinia, Poritidae. The record is from the annotation of a GenBank genome assembly.